Molecule: messenger RNA, 15307 nt
Organism: Syngnathus typhle (broad-nosed pipefish)
Lineage: Eukaryota; Metazoa; Chordata; Actinopteri; Syngnathiformes; Syngnathidae
Product: low-density lipoprotein receptor-related protein 1-like
Exons: 88
Coding region: 564-14216 (4550 amino acids)
Molecular function (GO): protein binding; calcium ion binding
Source: RefSeq, a predicted model, not a curated record
UUACGUCACAGGCUCGUCCACGGUGCUCGGAGCUGCACAUUUAGCAUCCACUCACGCGCUUGCACGUUCGAGGAGACACUUUGGACGAACGCGGCUAUCAUUUGGGCAUUUUGUGAUUGCCCGUCAUUUGAUUUGCGGAAUCCUGUGUGGGGAGCCGGUGUUCUCGCGUGUGCGUGCGCGGGAGCGAGCUUGUGGAGGUGGUGCUGGCAUGCAUGGUGGUGAGUGUGUGCUAAGAGGGGCCAGCCACACCGUGUGCAUGAUGUUUGAAAGCUGAGCGCCCCUUCCAGUAUCUUACAUGACAGUACUGCUGCAGCGCAGCGCCUCGUCUAACUUGAGCUGAGCUUCACUCAGCGGCUUUUCCAUUUCUUCCUCGCCCGAAGAAGAAAAAGAGGGAGGCGUGCUGGACUGAGGGUGCAAGCGAACCAUUCCCACCCGGAUGAUAUCGGAGCUGGAGCUCGGAUGAGGUGCUCGAUCGGACUACUUUGGGUUUAGACAUCCGGGCAAAGUACCACGCCAGCCACCGCUGCUGCUUUCCCCGAUAGCAGUGAGGGCUUAGUCAGGAGAUGGCGAUGAGCUGGCUCUAUUUGGGAUUUCUCCUCAGCUUGGGGGUCAUCGCUCCGAGCCGCGCAGCCGAAGCUCCCAAAGCCGAGGAGCAAACCAGGACGUGCAGUCCCAAGCAAUUUGUGUGUAAAGACCAGAUGACCUGCAUCUCCAAAGGUUGGCGCUGCGACGGGGAGAAGGACUGUCCAGAUGGCUCCGACGAGUCGCCCGACAUCUGCUUGCACAACCGAGUGAGCAAGUGUCCCGUCAAUGAGCACGGCUGCUUGGAGGUUGACGUUUGCCUCCACAUGAGCAAACUGUGCGACGGAGUCCCCGACUGCUCCGACGGAUGGGACGAGGGCCCUCACUGCAGAGAGAGCGCGCCGGCCUGCGCCUCCCACGGCUGCCAGUUUCACUGCGCCGUGACUCACGACGGGCCCAAGUGUUACUGCCCCAGCGGCCAUGAGGUGGCUACGGAUGGCAAGACGUGUCAAGACUUCAACGAGUGCGGCGUGUACGGAACGUGCAGUCAGAGCUGCAAGAACACGGAGGGCUCCUACGUCUGCAGCUGUGUGGAGGGCUACCUGCUGCAGCCCGACAACCGCUCCUGCAAAGCCAAGAACGAACCGGUGGAUCGUCUUCCCGUGCUCUUGAUUGCCAAUCUGCAAGACAUCCGCUGCACGUCGCUGAGCGGCUCCACGUCCCGCCUGCCCUCCAUCGCCACCAAGCAGACCAUGGCCAUGGACUUUAUUUACGCCGAGCAGACGGUCUGCUGGAUCGACGUGGGGGAAACUCCGGCGGCCACGCGGCUGAAAUGCGCCGACAUCCCCGACCUCAAAAGCGUCACUAACGUCCGCACCAUCAACAUUUCCAUCACGCUCCACCACGUGGAGCAGAUGGCCAUCGACUGGUUGACGGGAAACUUCUACUUUGUGGACGAUGUGGACGACUGGGUGUUUGUCUGCAACAAGAACGGCCAGACGUGCGUGACGCUGCUGGACCAAGAGCUGUACAACCCAAAAGGCAUCGCCUUGGACCCGGCCAUGGGAAAGGUUUUCUUCACAGACUACGGCUCCACGCCAAGGGUGGAGCGUUGCGACAUGGACGGUCAGAACCGCACAAAGCUGGUGGACAGUAAGAUCGUCUUCCCCCACGGCAUCACUCUGGACCUGGUCAACCGGUUGGUGUACUGGGCCGACGCCUACCUGGACUACAUCGAAGUGGUGGACUAUGAGGGCAAGAACAGACACAGCAUCAUUCAAGGUCUUCUGAUUGAGCACCUGUACGGGCUGACUGUCUUUGAGAACUACUUGUACGCCACCAACUCGGACGAAGGCAACCUCAACCCCAAGACCAGCGUGAUCCGAGUCAACCGCUUCAACAACACCGACUUCCAGGUGGUGACGCGGGUGGACCGCGGCGCCGCGUUGCAUGUGUACCACCAGCGGCGCCAACCUCGAGUGCGUAGCCACGCGUGCGCCUUGGACCAGUUCGGGAAAGCCGGCGGUUGCUCCGAUAUCUGUCUGCUGGGCAACAGCCACAAGACGCGCACCUGCCGCUGCCGUUUCGGCUUCAGCCUGGGCAACGAUGGCAAGUCUUGUAAAAAACCAGACCACGAGCUCUUCCUGGUGUACGGGAAGGGUCGGCCCGGCAUCAUCAGGGGCAUGGAUAUGAACGCAAAAGUGCCCGACGAGUACAUGAUCCCCAUCGAGAACCUGAUGAACCCUCGAGCUUUGGAUUUUCACGCCGCCAGCGAAUUCAUCUACUUUGCCGACGCCACCAGCUACAUCAUCGGGCGACAGAAGAUAGACGGGACCGAGCGAGACACCAUACUGAAAGACGGUAUCCACACGGUGGAGGGGCUGGCCGUGGACUGGAUGGGAGGCAAUCUCUACUGGACCGACGACGGGCCGAAGAAGACCAUCAGCGUGGCCAGACUGGAAAAGGCUUCUCAGACUCGCAAGACUCUGAUCGAAGGCAAGAUGAGCCACCCGCGUGCCAUCGUGGUGGACCCCCUCAACGGGUGGAUGUACUGGACCGACUGGGAGGAGGAUCCCACUGAAAGUAACAGAGGGAAGAUCAAGAAAGCCUGGAUGGACGGAUCCAAUCAUCAAGUCUUCCUGACCAGCAAGACAGUGCUGUGGCCCAACGGCCUCAGCCUGGACAUUCCUCAGGGAAUCUUGUACUGGGUCGACGCUUACUACGACCGGAUCGAGAUGGUGUACCUCAACACCACGGAACGGAAGGUGGUGUACGAGGGCCAGGAGCUAAAUCACGCCUUCGGCUUGUGCCAUUAUAAACAAUUCCUCUUUUGGAACGAGUAUCGCGGCGGGAGCAUCUACAAACUGGACCAAGCCACCAAGACGGUCACGCUGCUCCGGAACGAGAGGCCGCCCAUCUUUGAGAUUCGGGUGUACGACGCUCACCAGCAGCAAGGUACCAAUCUGUGCCGAACCAUGAACGGGGGAUGCGGCAGCCUGUGCCUGGCCAUCCCCAACGGCCGGUCCUGCGGCUGCGCCGAUGAGCAAAUCCUGGAUGUGGAUAACGUCACCUGCAAAGGCAACCCCUCCUACGUGCCCCCGCCGCAGUGCCAGCCCGGAGAGUUUGCCUGCAACAACAACCGCUGCAUCCAAGAGCGCUGGAAAUGCGACGGCGACAACGAUUGUCUGGACAACAGCGACGAGGCCCCCGAGCUUUGCCACCAACACACGUGUCCGACGGACCGCUUUAAGUGUCAGAAUAACCGCUGCAUCCCUACGCGAUGGCUGUGCGACGGCGACAACGACUGCGGCAACAACGAGGACGAAUCCAACACCACGUGUUCCGCCCGUACGUGCCCUCCAAAUCAGUACCCAUGCGCCAGCGGCCGUUGCAUCCCCGUCUCCUGGACGUGCGACCUGGACAACGACUGCGGGGACCGCUCGGACGAGCCCGACUCAUGCGCCUAUCCCACGUGCUUCCCGCUCACCCAGUUCACCUGCGCCAACGGUCGCUGCAUCAACAUCAACUGGCGCUGCGACAACGACAACGACUGCGGCGACAAUAGCGACGAGGCGGGCUGCAGUCAUUCUUGCUCCAGCGUGCAGUUUAAAUGCAACAGCGGGCGAUGCAUCCCGGAAUAUUGGACCUGCGACGGCGAUAACGACUGCGGCGACUACAGUGACGAAACGCACGCCAACUGCACCAAUCAAGCAACUCGUCCACCGGGUGGCUGCCACGUGGACGAGUUCCAGUGUCGCAUGGACGGUUUGUGCAUCCCCAUGAGGUGGCGCUGCGACGGCGACACCGACUGCAUGGACCACAGCGACGAGAGCAACUGCGAGGGCGUCACGCACAUGUGCGACCCGGCCGUCAAGUUCAGCUGCAAGGAUUCGGCUCGAUGCAUCAGCAAGGCCUGGGUGUGCGACGGCGACAACGAUUGCGAGGACAACUCGGACGAGGUCAACUGCGACGCGCUGGUGUGCAAGUUGUCUCACCACGUGUGCGCCACCAACGACUCCAUCUGCCUUCCCGCCGAGAAGCUGUGCGACGGCACCGACGACUGUCCCGACGGCUCCGACGAGAAGCUUUGCGACCUGUGUUCGCUGGACAACGGCGGCUGCAGUCACAACUGCAGCAUCAUUCCGGGCGAGGGCUUCAUGUGUUCCUGUCCGCUGGGCAUGGAGCUCGGAGCCGACAACAAAAGCUGCCAGAUCCAGAGCUUCUGCGCCAAACAUCUGAAAUGUAGUCAAAGAUGUCAUCAGGAAAAAUCCAGCGUCAAGUGCUCCUGCUACAAGGGCUGGGAGUUGGAGGCUGACAUGGAGAGCUGCAAAAGCACCGAUCCCUUCAAGCCUUUCAUCAUCUUUUCCAACCGCCACGAGAUCCGAAGGAUUGACCUUCACAAGGGCGAGUUCAGCGUGCUGGUGCCGGGUCUCCGGAACACCAUCGCGCUGGACUUUCAUCUCAACCAAAGCACAUUGUACUGGACGGACGUGGUGGAGGACAAGAUCUACCGCGGGAAACUGUCGGACAACGGAGCUCUGACCAGCUUUGAAGUGGUGAUCCAGUACGGGCUGGCCACUCCCGAGGGCCUGGCCGUGGACUGGAUUGCGGGAAAUAUCUACUGGGUGGAGAGCAAUUUGGACCAGAUCGAGGUGGCCAAACUGGACGGGACCAUGAGAACCACGCUGCUGGCCGGGGAAGUGGAGCACCCCCGAGCCAUCGCCCUGGACCCACGAGACGGAAUUCUCUUUUGGACCGACUGGGACGCCAGCCUGCCCAGGAUCGAGGCGGCGUCCAUGAGCGGCGAGGGCAGACGCACCAUCCACCGGGAAACGGGCAGCGGCGGCUGGCCCAACGGCCUCACCGUCGAUUACAUGGAGAGACGCAUCGUCUGGAUCGACGCCAGAUCGGACGCCAUCUACUCCGCCAUGUAUGACGGGUCGGGGCUGAUCGAGGUGUUGCGGGGUCACGAGUAUCUGUCCCACCCGUUUGCCGUCACCAUGUAUGGAGGCGAAGUUUACUGGACUGACUGGAGGACCAACACCCUCGCCAAAGCCAACAAGUGGACGGGCCACAACGUGACGGUGGUCCAGCGCACCAACACGCAGCCUUUCGACUUGCAGGUCUAUCACCCGUCCAGGCAACCCCAGGCUCCCAACCCGUGUGCCGCCACCAGUGACGGCAAAGGCCCUUGCUCCCACCUCUGUCUCAUCAACUUCAACCAAACGUUCUCCUGUGCCUGUCCUCAUCUCAUGAAACUGCAAGCUGACAAACGCACCUGCAAAGAGUCGCGCAAGUUCCUUCUUUACGCGCGUCAGAUCGAGAUCCGGGGCGUGGACAUCGACAACCCCUACUACAACUACAUCAUCUCCUUCACCGUACCCGACAUCGACAAUGUGACUGCGGUGGACUACGACGCGGUGGAGCAUCGCAUCUACUGGUCGGAUGUGCGAACGCAGACCAUCAAACGAGCCUUCAUCAACGGCACGGGCGUGGAAACGGUCGUCUCUGCGGACCUUCCGAACGCUCACGGGCUGGCGGUGGACUGGGUGUCCAGGAACCUUUUCUGGACCAGCUACGACGCCAAUAAGAAGCAGAUUAACGUGGCCCGGCUGGACGGUUCUUUUAAGAAUGCUGUCAUCCAGGGUCUGGACAAGCCUCAUUGUCUGGUGCUGCAUCCUCAACUAGGGAAGUUGUACUGGACCGAUGGUGACAACAUCAGCAUGUCCAACAUGGACGGCACCAACUACACUAUGCUCUUUGUCAACCAGAAGGGACCAGUUGGCCUCUCCAUCGACUAUGACAAAGAGCAGCUGUACUGGAUCAGCUCAGGGAACGGCACCAUUAAUCGCUGCGGGCUGGACGGCUCUAAUCUAGAAAUCUUGGAUGGCGUUAAAGGACAACUCAGCAAGGCCACCGCUUUGGCCAUCAUGGGAGACAAGCUUUGGUGGGCCGACCAGGCCACUGACCAGAUUGGAACCUGCGACAAGAAAGAUGGCGGCAACUGGAAAGUUUUAAGGAACAACACCUCUCCCAUGAUGCACAUGACCAUCUACGACGAGGACGUACAGAAAGCGAGCGUCAAUCUGUGCAGUAACAACAACGGCGAUUGUUCCCAGCUGUGUCUGCCCACCUCACCCACCAGCAGGGCCUGCAUGUGCACGGCCGGCUAUAGUCUGAAGACAGGACAGCAGUCGUGUGAAGGCAUGGGUUCUUUCCUGCUUUAUUCGGUCCACGAGGGAAUCCGAGGAAUUCCGCUGGACCCUGCCGACAAAUCUGACGCCUUGGUGCCAGUGUCCGGCACCUCACUGGCCGUGGGCAUCGACUUCCACGCCGAGAACGACACCAUCUACUGGGUAGACAUGGGCCUGAGCACCAUCAGCAGAGCCAAGCGGGAUCAAACGUGGCGAGAAGACGUGGUGACCAAUGGCAUCGGCAGAGUGGAGGGCAUUACGGUUGACUGGAUCGCAGGAAACAUUUACUGGACGGACCAGGGCUUCGACGUCAUCGAGGUGGCCAGGCUGAACGGCUCCUUCCGCUAUGUGGUGAUUUCCCAGGGCCUGGACAAGCCCCGAGCCAUCACCGUCCACCCGGUGAAAGGGUAUCUGUUCUGGACCGAAUGGGGUCAGUACCCGCGUAUCGAGCGCUCUCGUCUGGACGGCUCCGAGAGGUUGGUCCUGGUGAACGCCAGCAUCAGUUGGCCCAAUGGAAUCUCCGUCGACUACACGGAGGGGCUCUUGUAUUGGUGCGACGCCAGGACUGACAAGAUUGAGCGCAUCGACCUGGAGACGGGAGAGAAUCGAGAAUUGGUGCUGGUCAGCAACAACAUGGAUAUGUUUGCCAUUUCUGUUUUUGAGGAGUACAUCUACUGGAGCGACAGGACUCACGCCAACGGCUCCAUUAAACGAGGCAGUAAAGACAACGCCACAGACGCGGUCCAACUCAGGACCGGAAUUGGCGUCCAACUGAAAGAUAUCAAAGUGUUCAACAGGGCCCGGCAGCAAGGCACCAACAUCUGCAAACAUAACAACGGCGACUGCGAGCAACUCUGCCUUUACCGCGGCAACGGGCAGCACACCUGCGCCUGCGCUCACGGCAUGCUGGCCGAGGACAACCGCGGCUGCCGCGAUUACGACGGCUACCUCCUCUACUCGGAACGUACCAUUCUCAAGAGCAUCCACCUCUCGGACGAGACGAACUUAAACGCGCCCAUCAAGCCUUUUGAAGACCCGGACCAUAUGAAGAACGUCAUCGCUCUGAGCUUUGACUACCACGGUGGCGGCGGGAAGGGCGCCAACCGCAUUUUCUUCAGCGACAUUCACUUCGGCAAUAUCCAGCAGAUCAACGACGACGGCACCGACCGCAAGAUUGUGGUGGAUAAUGUGGGUUCGGUGGAGGGCCUGGCCUACCACCGCGGUUGGGAUACGCUCUACUGGACCAGUUACACCACCUCCACCAUCACUCGCCACACUGUAGACCAGAGCCGCUCCGUGGCCUACAACCGCAACACGGUGGUCACCAUGUCUGGAGAGGACCACCCCCGAGCCUUUGUGCUGGAUGAGUGUCAGGAUCUGAUGUUCUGGACAAACUGGAACGAGCAGACUCCCAGCAUCAUGAGGGCUUCCCUGAACGGCGCCAACGUGCUGGCCAUCAUCGGCAGCGAUAUUAAAACUCCCAACGGCCUGGCCAUCGAUCACCGAGCCGAGAAGCUCUACUUCUCCGACGCCACUUUGGACAAGAUCGAGCGCUGCGAAUACGACGGGAGCAGCCGAUACGUUUUGUUGAAAAACGAGCCCGUGCAUCCGUUCGGCCUGGCCGUGUACGGGGACUUCAUCUUCUGGACGGAUUGGGUGAGGAGGGCGGUCCUUCGAGCCGACAAGUACACGGGCGGCGACAUGAAAGUGCUCCGGGCCGACAUCCCGCAGCAGCCAAUGGGAAUCGUCGCCGUGGCCAACGACACCAACAGCUGUGAGUUCUCCCCUUGCCGCACAAAUAACGGAGGCUGCCAAGACCUGUGCCUGCCCACGUCUGACGGGAGGGUGAACUGCAGUUGCCGCGGAGACAGACGACUUCUGGAAGACAACACCUGCUCCCUAGCGCUGAAUGUGACUUGCGGGAGCGUGGACGACUUUGAGUGCGGGAACGGCGACUGCAUCAACUACAGCCUGACCUGUGACGGCAUGGCCCACUGCAAGGACAAGUCGGAUGAGAAGCAGUCCUACUGCGCCAAUCGCAUUUGUAAGAAAGGCUACAGGCGCUGCAUGAACGGUCGCUGCAUCGGUCACCAGUUCUGGUGCGACGGCACAGACGACUGCGGCGACCACUCGGAUGAAAUGCCUUGCAACGUGACCCUGUGCAAAACCGGCGAGUUCCAGUGCAAAGACGGCAGCUGCAUCUCCAACUUCAGCCGCUGCGACCAGGUGGUCAACUGCGAGGACGCCAGCGAUGAAAUGAACUGCCAGGCCACCGACUGCUCGCGCUUCUUCCGGCUGGGCGUGAAAGGCGCUUCCUUCCAGAGCUGCGAGAAAACCACCCUCUGCUAUCUUCCGGCGUGGCUGUGCGACGGCAACAACGACUGCGGCGACUUCUCCGACGAGAGGAACUGCCCGGAUAAACGCAAGCUGAAAUGUCCGGUCAACUUCUUUGCUUGCCCGAGCGGCCGCUGCAUCCCCAUGAGCUGGACUUGCGACAAAGAAAACGACUGCGAGAACGGAGCGGACGAGACGCACUGCGACAAAUUUUGCACAUCCAGCCAAUUUGAAUGUGGAAACCACCGCUGCAUUUCCAGCCAUUGGGUGUGCGACGGUUCCGACGACUGCGGCGACGGAUCGGACGAGGACGACAAAUGCAAAUCCAAGACGUGCAGCCCCGAAGCCUUCCAGUGUCCCGGCUCGCACAUGUGCGUGCCGCAGCGCUGGAAGUGCGACGGAGACAAGGACUGUCCCGACGGAGCCGACGAGAGCGUCAAGGCCGGAUGCCUGCACACCAACGGCACGUGUGACGACAACGAGUUCAUGUGCCAGAACAGGCAGUGCAUUCCCAAGCACUUUGUGUGCGACCACGACAUCGACUGCGCCGACGGCUCCGACGAGUCUCCCGAAUGCGAAUAUCCGACGUGCGGCCCCGACGAGUUCCGCUGCGCCAACGGCCGCUGCCUCAACCAGAAGAAAUGGGAGUGCGAUGGCGAGUUUGACUGUCAAGAUCACUCGGACGAAGCUCCCAAGAACCCGCGCUGCACCGACUCAGAGAGGACGUGCAACGAAUCGGCCUUCACGUGCCGCAACGGAAAUUGCUUGAACGAGACUCUGCUGUGCGACCGCAACGACGACUGCGGCGACGGCUCCGACGAACUCAACUGCUUCAUCAACGAGUGUCUCAACAGUAAACUGAGCGGCUGCUCGCAACUCUGCGAUGACCUCAAGAUCGGCUACAAGUGCAGGUGCCAUCCCGGUUUCCAGCUGAAGCGGGACGGCAAGACGUGCGUGGAUGUGGACGAGUGCACCAGCAGCUACCCUUGCACUCAGCGCUGCAUCAACACCCACGGCAGCUUCCACUGUCUCUGCGUGGAUGGAUUCGAACUCAGCCCCAACGAUCCCACCAUCUGUAAAUCCACGUCAGAGGAGGAGGCCUAUUUGAUCUUUGCUAACCGCUACUACCUGCGAAAGCUCAACCUGGACGGUUCCAACUACACUCUUAUCAAGCAGGGACUGAAUAACGCCGUGGCGCUGGACUUCCAUUACGCCGAGCAAAUGAUCUACUGGACCGACGUCACCACUCAGGGCAGCAUGAUCCGACGUAUGCGGAUGAACGGCAGCAACAUGGAGGUGCUUCACCGGACCUCUCUGAGCAACCCGGACGGCGUGGCUGUGGAUUGGGUGGGCGGCAACUUGUACUGGUGCGACAAAGGCCGGGACACCAUCGAGGUGUCCAAACUGAACGGAGCCUACCGGACGGUGCUGGUCAACAGCGGGCUGAGGGAACCUCGCGCCGUGGCAGUGGAUGUGCGCUACGGGUACCUGUACUGGUCCGACUGGGGCGACAACCCCCAUAUUGGGAGGAUCGGCAUGGACGGUAGCAACAGGAGCGUGCUGAUACAAGAUAAGAUCACGUGGCCCAACGGUCUGACCUUGGACUUUAUCAACGACCGCAUAUACUGGGCAGACGCCAGGGAGGAUUACAUCGAGUUUGCCAGUUUGGACGGCACCAGCAGACACACAGUUCUCAGCCAAGACAUCCCACAUAUCUUUGCCAUGACGCUGUUUGAGGAAUACAUCUACUGGACUGACUGGGAGACCAAGUCCAUCAACAGAGCUCACAAGACUCGGGGGACCAACAAGACCACCCUCAUCAGCACCCUACAUCGGCCCAUGGAUGUCCACAUUUACCACCCCUAUCGCCAGCCUCCGGUGAGCAAUCACCCGUGCCAGACGGACAACGGCGGCUGCAGCAACCUGUGCCUGCUCUCGCCCGGCGGGGGCUACAAAUGCGCCUGCCCCACCAACUUCUACCUUGCCAGCGACCAGCGGACGUGCAUGUCCAACUGCACGGCUAGCCAGUUUGUCUGCAAGAACGACAAGUGCAUUCCGUUUUGGUGGAAAUGUGACACGGAGGACGAUUGCGGCGACCGCUCGGACGAGCCGGACGACUGUUCCGAGUUCAAGUGUCGACCGGGCCAGUUCCAGUGCGGCACGGGGAUCUGCACCAACCCGGCGUACAUAUGCGACGGAGACAACGACUGUCAGGAUCAUUCGGACGAGGCCAACUGCGAUAUUCACGUUUGCCUGCCCAGCCAGUUCAAAUGUUCCCACCCGAGUCGCUGCAUCCCCGGAAUCUUCCGCUGCAACGGCCAAGACAACUGCGGCGAAGGAGAGGACGAGAAGGACUGCCCUGAGGUCACGUGCGCACCCACCCAGUUCCAGUGCGCCGUCACCAAACGCUGUAUUCCUCGCGUCUGGGUGUGCGACCGCGACAACGACUGCGUGGACGGUUCGGAUGAACCCGCCAACUGCACCCAGAUGACCUGCGGCGUGGACGAGUUCCGCUGUAAAGACUCCGGGCGCUGCAUCCCGGCCCGCUGGAAGUGCGACGGCGAGGACGACUGCGGCGAUGCUUCCGACGAGCCCAAGGAGGAGUGCGCCGAGAGGACGUGCGAGCCGUACCAGUUCCGCUGCAAAAACAACCGCUGCGUCCCGGGCCGCUGGCAGUGCGACUACGACAACGACUGCGGCGACAACUCGGAUGAAGACAAAUGCGUGCCUCGGCAGUGCUCGGAAAGCGAGUUCGCCUGCACCAACGGCCGCUGCAUCGCCGGCCGGUGGAAGUGCGACGGAGACCACGACUGCGCCGAUGGAUCCGAUGAGGAUGGCUGCGAUGUCAAGUGUGACAACGACCAGUUCCAGUGCAAGAACGGCCACUGUAUUUCCAUUCGCUGGCGAUGUGACGCCGACCCGGACUGCAUGGACGGCAGCGAUGAGGAGAACUGCCACACUUCCGCUGGCCGUCACUGUCCUUCGGAUGAAUUCCAGUGCAACAACACCCUGUGCAAACCUCUCGGCUGGAAGUGUGACGGAGAGGAUGACUGUGGAGACAACUCGGAUGAGAAUGCGGAAGAAUGCAGGAAGUUCCAGUGUCCUCCCACCAGAGCGUUCCGCUGCCAAAACGACCGCGUAUGUCUCCAGAUGACAAAGAGAUGCGACGGCAUCGACCACUGCGGCGACAAAUCGGACGAACGGGAUUGCCAAGUCCAUCCGGCACUUCCCGCUUGCGAGAAAGACCAGUUCUUGUGCGCCAACGGAAAGUGCAUCAGCGCCACUCUGAGAUGCAACGUCUUUAACGACUGCGAGGACUACGGCUCCGACGAGAUCAACUGCAAAUCUGAGAGCAAGCUCAACGACUGCAGGAGCAACAGGACUCAGUGCGGCGACGGCGACGAGGCCCACUGCGUCACCAACGGCACCGACGCCUUCUGCUCCUGUAAAGCGGGCUUCAGCAAGAUCGGCCAUCGCACGUGUGGAGACACAAACGAGUGUCUCGAGUUCGGAGCGUGUUCCCACGUGUGCAACAACACCAAGGGCUCGUACAAAUGCAGCUGCCACAAGCACUUCACCAAGAUCAACGACAACUGCAAAGCUGACAACAUGAACAGCAGUCAGCAGGUCCUCUACAUAGCCGACGACAACGAAAUCCGCAGCCUGGACCCGGGCAUGCCCGACUGGCGCUACGAGCAGACCUUCCAAGGGGACGCCAGCGUGCGCAUCGAUGCCAUGGACCUGCACGUCAAGACCAACCGCGUCUUCUGGACCAACUGGCACACGGGGCGCAUCUCCUCCUACGAACUUCCCGGGCAGUCCACCUUGUCGGCCAACUCCCACCGCAACAAGCGGCAGAGCGCCGGAAGGAUCACCAACCUGCAGAUUAAAGAGCUGAAGAUGCCUCGGGGAAUAGCCGUGGACUGGGUGGCCGGUAACCUGUACUGGACCGACUCCGGUCGAGAUGUCAUCGAGGUGGCUCAGAUGUCAGGCCGCCAUUGCAAGACUCUCAUCUCGGGCAUGAUAGACGAGCCCUACGCCAUCGUGGUGGAUCCGCAGAGAGGCACCAUGUACUGGGCGGACUGGGGGAACCAUCCCAAAAUUGAGACAGCCGCCAUGGAUGGAACGCUGCGACAGACCCUGGUCCACGAGAACAUCCAAUGGCCGACAGGUUUGGCGGUGGACUACUUCAACGAGCGUCUUUACUGGGCCGACGCAAAGCUGUCGCUCAUCGGAAGCGUUCGUCUGGAUGGCUCCGAUUCCGUCGUAGCCGCUUCCGGCGUCAAAAACAACCUGGCCCACCCGUUUAGCAUCGAUAUCUUUGAGGACUACAUCUACGGAGUCACCUUAGUCAAUAACGUUGUUUUCCGGGUCAACAAAUUUGGGAAAGGCCCCAUGGAGACGCUCACCACGGGCAUCAACCACGCCACUGACAUCGUUUUGUACCACCGCUACAAGCAGCCGGAGAUGACCAACCCAUGUGACAGGAAGAAGUGCGAGUGGCUCUGUCUGCUCAGCCCCAGCGGACCGGUGUGCACCUGCCCCAACAACUUCAUCGCCGACAACGGCACGUGUGUGGAGAGGUCCGGCCCGACCCAGUCGCCCUUCUCGCCCCCCUCAGGCCCUUGCGACAUUCAGUGUCAGAACGGAGGAAGCUGCUUCCUCAACGCCCGACAGGUGGCCAAAUGUCGCUGCCAGCCCAGCUACACCGGUGAGAGAUGCCAGAUCAACCAGUGCCGGGACUACUGCAAGAAUGGAGGAACCUGCACCGCAUCUCAUACAGGUGCUCCGACGUGCAGAUGCCCAAAAGGCUUCACGGGGCCCAAGUGCGACCGUCACACUUGUCAGAACUACUGCCAGAACGGCGGCAACUGCUCGGUCAACCCGGGCAAUCAGCCGACCUGCAGCUGCCCCACCGAAUACCGCGGCGAUCAGUGCCAGUACAGUAAAUGCGAAGGCUAUUGCGAGAACGGCGGAACGUGCUUGCAAACGUCCAACGGCACCAAAACGUGUCAGUGCUCCAGUCAGUACGUCGGACAGCAAUGCGAGCUGGACAAAUGUGUCUUCUGUGGCACGGGUAGCUGUCUGACGUCCUCUUCGGGACAAGUCUCUUGCAGCUGCCCCAACGGUCAGACCCAACCCAGCUGCUAUACCUGCUUGGACUACUGCUCCAAUGGCCAAUGUAGCGUCGAUACUCGCACGCUACUCCCCCAGUGCAAGUGCCCCGCAGCAUGGAGAGGUUACAGGUGUGAAAUUGCUUCUUCGGUGGAUUCCUCGGUGUCUGGCGGAAGAACGGCCUCAGUGGUGGUCCCCGUGCUUCUGCUGCUCUUACUGGCACUGCUGGCGGUUGGCGCCAUCGUGUGGUACAAGAGGAGAAUGCGAGGCGCUAAGGGCUUCCAGCACCACAGGAUGACCAACGGCGCCAUGAACGUGGAGAUCGGCAAUCCCGCCUACAAAAUCUACGAGGGAGACCCUGACGAUGACGCUGGCGAGCUCCUGGAUUCAGACUUUGCUUUGGACCCGGAGAAACCCACCAACUUUACCAACCCCGUGUACGCCAGCCUCUACAUGGGCGCCCACAACAGCAACAACUCCCUGGCCAGCACGGAUGAAAAGAAGGAGCUCCUUUCCCAGGGCGACGAGAGCAUGAGCGACCCCCUGGCGUAGAGAAAAAUCAGGAACACUGUAUAAAAUGUAUAAAAUGAAGGACUACUUUUUUAAGUGAUUGCAGUAUUAUAUUUUGUUCUUUGACACCAACCAACAAAUCUUCCCAUGUGGAAAAGAGGAACCCUUUCAUCCACUUUUCUUCCUUUAUUUUCCAUUUCUUCUCUCACGUUUGCUCUCCGCUAAAGGAAAAGAAGGAGCAAAUUGCCGUGGAACAUUUCUGACUAUUAUUUUUGUACGAAUGCGGGCAAAGAGCGAAACAUUUCCGCUGUGGAUGAAAAGACGUGCGUGUCGCUUUCACGUCCAACAUGUUUUGUUUUUGCAUCUGAGCUCAACAUUCAAGUCUUUUAUGUCACAACAGUUCCAUAUAUUUGCAUCUAGACCAGAUAUAGUGAUAUAGAUAUAUAUACGUAUAUACUUGCAAAGCUAUUAACAAAGUGUACCCGGGAACAUUUGUAACAAUUCACGUGUGAGUGAAUGAGUGAAUGAGUGCUGAUGAUUGUAACGUUCCAGGAUGAGACAUCUGGAAUCAACACUGUGGCCUUGGAUUACUGUAAGAGGCAAUUUAUGUUCUAGAAGGUGACAACAGACUUACCAUAUGUUAAAACACACACAAUCAUUUUGUGACAAUUGUUGACUUUUUUGCUUUUAUUCCUUCUGUGUUGACCGCAACUGUUUUCUGAGGAAAGGCCAGCCAGGGUUACCAUUGGAUGUUUGUUUUUUUUCCUCAUCAUUACGUGUAAUUAAUUCGGGUCCUCGUUCAUUCCCAGGAUGUAGCUUCCCGAUAAGCAUUCCUUUUGUUCGAGCCUUCGGCGCGCUGCUAAUGCUAACCAUCUGUCUGGAGAAUGUUCGCGCUGCUUCGAUUGCGGGGCCCUGAAUUUGUCAGACAAAUGUGGAAAGCCUUCGUUUAACAGUGUUCUCAUUUUUCUUUUUUUCUUUUUUAACAUCUGAACAUGUCAAUCAGAACAAUCAUUGAGUUGGAAAAGUGUAUUUGUUAGCAGAAACCCACUUGGAUCUGUGUGGUUCUGAUUGUUUUUAUGAUUCUCUUUCUUUUUGAUAUAAGAAAUUAAAUGGAUUUUUAUAGUAGAACUGUA